This is a messenger RNA of Microthlaspi erraticum, 753 nucleotides long. The record is from the annotation of a GenBank genome assembly. NCBI's taxonomy places the organism in Eukaryota, Viridiplantae, Streptophyta, Magnoliopsida, Brassicales, Brassicaceae.
AUGUCUGGGGAAUUGGCUGUUGUCCCGGAAAAGAAGAAAGGUGGCCCGUCCUCCAUACAAUGUCCAAUGCUAAACUCGACCAAUUACACUGUCUGGUCAAUGAGAAUGAAAGUUGUGCUCAAGGUACACAAAGUGUGGGAUACUAUUGAAACAGGAUCGGAAGAAGGAGACAAGAACGAUAUGGCAAGAGCUCUCCUCUUUCAAUCCAUACCAGAAGCCCUAAUCUUACAGGUCGGAAACCUUGACACUUCCAAGGCGGUGUGGGAUGCCAUCAAGGGGAGACAUAUAGGAGCAGAGAGGGUGAAGGAAGCUAGGUUACAAACUUUGUCUGCUGAGUUUGAAAGAAUCAGGAUGUCAGAAGAAGAAUCAAUUGAUACGUUUGCUGGGAGGAUCUCGGAAUUAGCAACAAAGUCAGCAGAGCUAGGGCAAACUAUUGAUGAGCCAAAGAUUGUUAAGAAAUUUCUUGCAAGCUUACCUGACAAAAAGUUUAUAACUAUUGUUGCUUCUCUCGAACAAAUUCUCAAUCUCAACAAGACAAAGUUUGAAGACAUCGUAGGGAGGUUAAAAGCUUACAAAGAAAGAGUUAAUGGUGAAGAAGUACAUCAAAACGAUCAAGGAAAGCUCAUGUAUUCGAACAUUGGACUCACAGAGCUACCAAGAUGGAUACGGACGUGGAGGUGGAAGAAAUCAAGGCGGUCGUUUUGGUGGACAAGGAAGAGGACGUGGACGUGGAACUCCUCAACAGAGCAAUAA